This is a messenger RNA of Ahaetulla prasina, 1902 nucleotides long. RefSeq names its product potassium voltage-gated channel subfamily KQT member 1-like. Lineage: Eukaryota; Metazoa; Chordata; Lepidosauria; Squamata; Colubridae. The coding region runs from base 1 to 1902 and encodes 633 amino acids. Gene Ontology annotation, biological process: potassium ion transport; transmembrane transport. Gene Ontology annotation, molecular function: voltage-gated potassium channel activity. The transcript is spliced from 17 exons. Gene Ontology annotation, cellular component: membrane. The record is from RefSeq and is a predicted model, not a curated record.
AUGUCCUAUGCUAAUGGUGAAACUGGUGGACACCCAAGGCAUCACUUGUCCAAGCGUGCCAGUUCUCAGGUGGGAAAGCUAAACAGGCCCCCAAAGACUUCAAAUUGGCUAGAAAUGAAGACAGACUUCAACAAUAUGGAGUAUUCUUCUGUGGCUCCUAAUCCAGAUUCACUGGUGACAAACGGAUCAAAGGUUCUUCCAGAUGCUGAAGAGGACAAUUCGCUGGAUUCUGCUUCCCAAAUAAAUAGCAAAUCUAUAGGACGCCAUGAGGUUCAGCAAGCCUACGCCCCUAAAUGUUUUUAUGGCCCACGUUUAACAAAAACUAGUAUGCAAGGAGACGUGUACAAUUUCCUGGAGAGGCCUACAGGAUGGAAAUGUUUCAUUUACCAUUUUACCGUAUUUCUGCUGGUGCUGGUUUGUUUAAUUUUCAGUGUUCUGUCUACUAUAGAACAUUACGCAGAAUUUGCCACCGGAACGCUUUUUUGGAUGGAAAUUGUCCUGGUAGUCUUUUUCGGUGCUGAAUAUGUGGUGAGGCUCUGGUCUGCGGGUUGCAGAAGCAAAUAUGUUGGUAUCAAAGGACGAAUACGUUUUGCCAGGAAGCCGAUAUCGAUAAUAGAUCUCAUAGUUGUGAUAGCUUCCAUUAUCGUUCUGAGUGUGGGAUCAAAUGGACAGGUGUUCGCUACCUCGGCAAUAAGGGGAAUCCGGUUUCUGCAGAUCCUUCGCAUGCUUCAUGUAGACCGACAAGGUGGGACUUGGAGACUCUUGGGGUCUGUGGUAUUCAUACAUCGUCAGGAACUCAUCACUACCCUAUACAUUGGAUUCUUGGGCCUAAUCUUCUCCUCCUAUUUUGUCUACCUUGCUGAGAAAGACGCCGUGGAUGAAGAGGGACAAACUGGGUUCUCCAGCUAUGCUGAUGCUCUCUGGUGGGGAGUGGUGACGGUGACAACGAUUGGCUACGGGGAUAAAGUGCCACAGACAUGGAUCGGCAAGACAAUCGCCUCCUGUUUCUCUGUGUUUGCAAUCUCAUUCUUUGCUCUGCCUGCAGGGAUUCUGGGAUCAGGAUUCGCCCUUAAAGUCCAACAGAAACAGCGCCAGAAACAUUUCAACCGGCAGAUUCCUGCAGCGGCAUCUCUAAUUCAGACUUUAUGGAGGAGCUACGCAGCAGAGAAACCUCAGGGCUGCCUGGCCACCUGGAAGAUCUAUAUUACCCCAACUCAGAACUCAAAGAAAACAACAGCACCGCCCAGCCCAAAUCUCCGAAAACAGAGUAAAAGAUAUAAAAGGAAAGGGAAACCCGGGCGGGAUAAUGGUUUGACAUCUAUAAAUCCAGGAGACACAGCAUUAUCCAUUCCUCAGAUUACUUACGACUUCAUUGAUGAUCAAGAAGACAAGAAAGAAUUGAAUUUCUACCUCGAUGAACCUGCAGGUAAACUAUUGACUGUCUCUUUUGGGCUUGGUCUUACACGGAUGUUCAAGCAAACAGUCAAGAAACAUUUGGAAGCCAACAGCGGUGGGAUGUCGAGAGCCAGCAGCUUCAUGGAAGAUGUGGACCUGACAGCUGAAGAGGCCCUUCUGCCUGCUGUAACAGAUGUCUCACAGUUAACAGAAACCCAUCGUGCGGCUGUCAAGGUCAUAAGGAGGAUGCAGUAUUUUGUAGCGCGAAGGAAAUUUCAGCAAGCUCGGAAGCCUUACGACGUCCGUGACGUCAUUGAACAAUACUCUCAAGGACAUCUCAAUAUGAUGGUUAGGAUAAAAGAACUCCAAAGAAGGCUGGACCACUCUCUCGGAAAGCCCGGCCUUUUUCUUCCAGAAAAGGGGGUAGACAAAGGCUACUACACAAUGGGAGCCAGACUGAUUAGACUGGAAGAUAAGGGAAUGUUUGCGCUCAGCCCCUUUGUGUGA